Molecule: messenger RNA, 2340 nt
Organism: Chara braunii
Lineage: Eukaryota; Viridiplantae; Streptophyta; Charophyceae; Charales; Characeae
Source: the annotation of a GenBank genome assembly
GGCCAUCGCCAGCAGGCCGACAGCAUGGAUCUACUGCAUCGUCCGCCAAUCAAUUGACAAGUGGCUGGCCCUCAUGCACUGGAGUCGCAGCCUAGUCCCUGGGCAUCGGCGGUGCACGUCCUUCGAUGCCGAACCGCACAACGCCGACCGAACCCGACCUGAGGGACGACGGCGCCCGCAUACCACUGGUGCAUCCACGACCCACUGUGGAGAACAUCACACGAGGAGUGUCCAACAUGCGGGCACACAACGAUGGCGGUGCUGGUGACGAUGCAGAUGAAGGAUUCAGGGAGGACGUGGAAGUAGGGGACGACGACGACGACAUUCCUAUUCGGCCUUUGGGGAAGACGGGUGGGAGGGGGAAAGGACGCGACGAAGGUGCUGUUCGUGGUCGAUCCGUCGGCCGUGGCGGCAGAGGUGGCAUCAGCGACGACGACGGGAAGUGUGCGACGUACUGGUCUCCAGAAGAACAAAUGGCCCUCGUGAGAUGCAAGUGGGAGCAGGAGAUCCACCUCGCCGGGCUGGGUCACAAUUACGGGCGGAUGCGCACGAAGAAGUGGAAGGGGGACGACAUUGCGAAACACAUGGCGAUCGCGGGGAGGCCUAAAGACGCCGACGACUGCAUGAAGAAGUGGGACAAUCUCUUCCAAAACUACAAGAAGAUACAGAGUCCGAAUGGGGUGCAACUGCCUAGGCGAGGAGCGGUUGGUGGGGAGUUUGUUGGAAGCGAGGCCGGAGGUGAUGGCUGCCCUGAAGAACGCUCUUUUGCGAAGGACUCCGACAACAACGCAGGCACUGGGGCUGGAGGCGGGAAACGGAAGAAUGCGCGUCAACAGGCAUUGGAGUCGAUCGCUGAUGUCAUGGACCGCCAUGGUGAACUGAUGUCGGCGACAAUCGAUUCAUCUAGCAAGCGGCAAUGCAGCAUAUUCAUGAGGCAAUGUGACAUACUCGAGCCGGAAGUUGCAGUCCAAAAAGCGCACUAUGCGGCGUUCGAGGAGACGGAGAGGAUGAUGUGUCACGCGCUUACGGAGAUCGCAGCCGCCAUCCGUGCCCUUGCACGAACGUCGCCUGCGCACUCCAACACAAGGCAACCCAGCGCUGGCGACGACGACGAGCCCUUGCACGAACGUCGCCUGUGCACUCCAACACAAGGCAACCCAGCGCUGGCGACGACGGCGCUCGCUGAGGUAGACGAAAGGCGAAACACGGGUGGACUGCCCGCCACGCCAUCUCAGCCACGUCAGCGCGAUCCGGGUGAUGACGGAGGGUCCGUCCAGCGUGGCGGCGGGGGGGAAGUCGUGGCAGAAGCUUGCACAGUUGGUGGCGAGGCUGGAGGUGGUGCAGGUGCAGGUGCUUUGGGCACUGUGGCCCCCGUUGUAGCGGCGAGAGAGGAAGCGACAUUUGUUGCGACGGCGAGAGAAGAGGCGCGUGGCGAGAACAAAAGUGAUCGGGACGGCGGCGAUCCUGGUUCAAGCCGGGAUCACCGGCCCAUCACAGCUGCAGCAAGCGAUCUCCCACGCGGCUGCAGUGGAGAACAUUGCUCUGCGCAUCUUUUCUUGCACGGCUGGAUUUUCAAGUCCGGGAACCGCCCAAGGGGUUACAAUGUGGCUUUCGAGUACUCGCUCGAGUCCGUAGCGACGGACAUUGCGCGUGCAAUGUGGUGCGGCGAGGAGUGGUGCAACAUCAUCAGUGCGACGGUAUGCGCGCACACGAUAGAUCUGUCCAUGGACUUGCCACUAUGGUUCGUCGGCGCCAACAUCGAGGACAGACCUGAGGACGACGACAUGGCAGCGUACCAGGAGUCUACCGUCAUCUGCGUCUCGCAUGCAUUCCGCGCGGCGGUGCAAAUGGGUGCACACAUCGACGGCGACUUCAUCUCAUACGACCGUCUCUGUCGGGUGGCUGACUGCUUCAAACUUUUGUUUGCGGCAUGCAUGUGGAUAAUGCGCAUGGCAGGAGACGAUCCGCGCAGCCACUACGAAGCUUUCUACCUCGCGGACCUGGUGGUGAAGCCCACACUCGUCACGUCCAUGCAUCGGCCCUUCGAUCAUCGACGAUCCGUCGUCCGCGCCGCAAAAGUCGUCACGGACAGGCUCGGGAAGGCGAAAGCUACGUUUGGAGAGUACCCCGACUACAUCCCCGGAUGGGCACCCUGCGACAUUGGUUUCAGGCAUGACGCGAGCAUAACGGGGCCGGAGGAUGCGAAGAAGCUAGAUUGGUUGGGUUCGGGCCCUCCCGAUGGUGACAUAACAACGACGAUGGAAAAAAUGACCCGUAGGCGGUGGGGGGAGUGGUGGGGUGCGCGAUGGAAAAGAUGACGCGGGACGACACAGAGGGAGG